Molecule: messenger RNA, 3625 nt
Organism: Rhododendron vialii
Lineage: Eukaryota; Viridiplantae; Streptophyta; Magnoliopsida; Ericales; Ericaceae
Product: probable inactive receptor kinase At5g10020
Exons: 4
Coding region: 235-3393 (1052 amino acids)
Biological process (GO): protein phosphorylation
Molecular function (GO): ATP binding; protein kinase activity; protein binding
Source: RefSeq, a predicted model, not a curated record
UUGCUGAGCUGCACAUACACACACACUCUCUCUCUCUCCUUUCUCUUUCUCUCUCUAAAAUGUCUCACUCCCUUCCCAAUUCCCAUCUCCAAACCCUGUUCCUUCCCCUCAGAAUCUGCAACCUCUAGGGCUCCGAGUUUCCACACCUCCAAAUCUCCCACCAAAUGAGCCACUAUUCCUAGGGUUUCCCCCCUCGCAUUGCCCCCACCACCGCCGCCGCCUCCACCACCACAGAUGCCUCUCACUCUCCUCCUCUUCCUCCUCUCUCUCCUCCACCCCUCCUCCGCCCAGACCACCGAACUCCAGUCCCUCCUCGAGUUCAAAAAAGGGAUCCAAGACGACCCCCUCGACAAAGUCCUCUCCUCAUGGGACCCCUCCGCUCCAGAUCCAACUUCGUUCUACGGCGUCGUCUGCGACCAGGCCGGCAACGUCACCGCCAUCGCGCUGGACGGGCUCGGCCUGGUCGGGGACCUGAAGUUCACCACGCUAACCGGCUUGCAAAUGCUCGCGAAUCUGAGCCUGGCCGGGAAUGAGCUCACCGGCCGGCUAGUGCCCGGGAUAGGGCAACUGACUGCUUUGCAGUACUUGGAUUUGUCCGCGAACCAGUUCUACGGGCCGGUCCCGGCUCGCAUCAACGAUCUGUGGGGUUUGGAUUACUUGAAUUUGUCGUCUAAUAAUUUUACAGGCUGGUAUCCAAGUGGAAUCCGGAAUCUUCAGCAACUGAAGGUGUUGGACUUGCACUCGAAUAGGCUUCAGGGAGACAUUCAGGACUUCUUCUCAGAGCUUCGGAACGUGGACCACGUUGAUCUGAGCUUUAACAUGUUUUCGGGAUCGCUUUCAAUGGACGUGAACAACAUUUCAAGUUUGGCGAAUACGGUGUCGUAUGUGAAUUUGAGUCACAAUGAGUUGGGUGGUGGGUUUUUCACUGAUGAAGCAAUUUCUCUGUUUCGGAACUUGAGGGUUUUGGAUUUGGGUGGUAAUCAGCUGACUGGACAGCUUCCUUCAUUUGGGUCAUUGCCAAAUCUUCAAGUGUUGCGCCUGGGAAAUAACCAGUUGUUUGGGUCGAUACCAGAAGAGCUGUUGGAGACUUCAAUUCCUUUGCAAGAAUUAGAUCUCAGUGGCAAUGGGUUUUCAGGUCCAAUCAAUGUGAUUAAUUCCACAACUUUGAGCAUUUUGAAUCUUUCAUCGAAUGUGUUUUCCGGUUCUCUGCCUUCUGUUGUGGGAAGAUGUCUCAUACUGGACUUGAGCAGAAAUAUGCUCUCUGGUGAUUUAUCUGUUAUGCAAAGUUGGGGACCAGAUUUGGAGAUUCUUGACCUGAGUUCAAAUGGGUUGUCUGGAAAUGUUCCAAACCUGACAUCUCAGUUCCCAGGGUUGACGACUCUCAGUAUGAGGAAUAAUUCUUUAGUUGGUACCUUACCUUUUCUGUUUGGGACCUUUCAAAGGCUUUCUGUUGUUGAUCUGAGUUUGAAUGAACUUGAUGGGCCUAUUCCACCUAGUUUUUUCACAUCAAUGACCUUGACAUACCUGAACCUUUCCAGAAAUCAUUUUAAUGGAUCUAUUCCUAUUCAAGGGGCAGGUGCAAGGGGAUUGUUAGUUCUACCCUCUUAUCCACAGAUAGAGUCUCUCGAUCUCUCUGAUAAUUUGUUAACAGAUAACUUGCCACCAGAUAUAGGUAAUUAUGGUAGUCUGAAGUUGCUUAAUCUUGCAAAUAAUGACUUAUCAGGACAAAUACCAAGUGAAUUAAGCAAUCUUAGUGGCUUGGAGUACCUAGAUUUAUCCAGGAAUAAUUUUUCGGGUGAGAUCCCAAAUAAGCUACCGUCAAGUCUAAAAGUUCUUAAUGUGUCUUCUAAUGAUCUCCAAGGACCUAUUCCGGAAAAUUUGAUAAAGUUCCCUCUCUCUUCUUUUCGACCUGGCAAUUCCUUGCUAAUCAUUCCAAUUGGCAUGUCAUCCCAGACUGACAAUCCUACUCAAAAUCAAGAUUCGGAGAAUCGUCAUGCUUCAAAAUCGAGUAUAAGAGUAGCUAUCAUUGUUGCCUCAGUUGGGGCUGCUGUGAUGAUUGCCUUUGUUCUGAUCGCGUACCAUCGAACGAAAGUUCAGGAUUUUCGCAUCAGAAGUGGGUUUAGUAGCCAAACUGCUGACAGAGAUGUUAAACUCGGAAGAUUUUCUAGGACUUCUCUUUUCAAGUUCCCCACAAGUGUUGAGCCACCACCAACUUCGUCAAGUUUUUCCAAUGAUCACUUACUAACCUCAAAUUCAAGGUCAUUGUCGGGUCAGAGAGAAUUUGGUACUGAGAUUGUUGAGCAUGUAUCCCCUGAGAGAAUUGUUACUCCUUCAGCAUCUUUGGAUCCCAAUUUACACAACCCUGGUCAAGCUGUAGCAAUUUCUGGAAGGAAGUCUUCUUCAGAUUCCCCAGUAUCUUCUUCACCUCGUUUUAUUGAUGCAAUUGAACAACCUGUGACAUUAGAUGUAAAUUCACCGGAUCGUUUGGCUGGAGAGCUUUUUUUCCUGGAUGUUUCACUAGCAUUCACGGCUGAGCAGUUGUCACGGGCUCCAGCAGAAGUUUUGGGUAGAAGCAGUCAUGGCACUUUGUAUAAGGCGACUCUAGAUUGUGGGCAUAUGUUGACUGUGAAGUGGCUGAGGGUAGGAUUAGUCAAGCAUAAGAAAGAAUUUGCCAAGGAAAUUAAAAGAAUUGGAUCAUUGAGACAUCCCAACAUCGUUCCUUUACGAGCUUAUUAUUGGGGGCCAAGAGAACAGGAGAGGCUUGUUUUGGCAGAUUAUGUCCAGGGAGAUAGUUUGGCCCUUCAUCUUUAUGAGACGACACCUAGGAGAUACUCCCGCCUAUCCUUCACCCAAAGGUUGAAAGUUUCCAUAGAUGUUGCUCGGUGUCUGACUUACCUUCACGAUCGAGGCUUUCCUCAUGGAAACCUAAAACCCAAUAACAUACUCCUAUCCGGCUCCGAUCUGAACGCUCUGCUCACCGACUACAGCCUCCACCGCCUGAUGACUCCAACAGGUAUUGCCGAGCAGAUACUAAACCUAGGUGCACUCGGAUACCGAGCUCCUGAACUCGCAUCUGCCGCCAAACCUAUUCCGUCUACCAAAACUGAUGUGUAUGCGUUCGGAGUGAUUUUGAUGGAGUUGUUGACCCGGAGAAGUGCAGGUGACAUAAUCUCCGGCCAAUCGGGAGCUGUUGAUCUCACGGAUUGGGUUAGAUUGUGUGAUCAAGAAGGACGGGGAAUGGAUUGUAUCGAUAGAGACAUUGCCGGUGGGGAAGAAGAACACUCGACCGCGAUGGAUGGAUUGCUUGCUAUAUCAUUAAGGUGUAUUCUUCCUGUAAAUGAAAGGCCUAGUAUCAGACAAGUAUUCGAGGAUCUCUGUUCUAUAUCUGUCUGAAUUUUUUGUACAUUUGUCUUGGAGUUAGUGUUUUUUCUUCUUCUCCUUGUUGAUUUCAUUUAGUUUUUUUUUUGGCUUUGUACCCUAUUGGUUUCCGAGCCUGUUUUAAUCUUGGGCUAAUGUCUCAUUCUUUUCUUUAAUUUAUGUGUAAAGAGAUAGUUGAUCCAUUGAUUGAUUGAUUGACAGUUCAGCUUGAUCUUUGAAGUGAAAAUAUUGCAAAUUCAUUUCGUCA